AAUGGUAAUGCUAUAAAAAAAAAAAAAAGAAUGUAUAGCCUGGAAUGGCAUAUUUGGAAAAUAUAUUGGCAAUGUACUAGCAACCUAACUCAUUGAUACCAAGGAAGCGCUGUAAAGAUAAGGUUGGCUACAAUACAAAUAAAUAUAUAACCUAGGUUAUGUUUUAAUAAGAUUCAGAAACAAACGCGUGUGUGUAGUUGCUAUGCAUGCUCUCACGACUGUUCGUAGCUGUUUACAAUUAGAGGUUGUUAAGGCGUAUAUAAGAAACAAAAUAUUAAAUCCAGCCUCCCCCUAGCGAACAAAAUAGAAGUUUACAAAAAAGGAACGUCACAUCCCCUUGACCCUCCAAUCACCUCUGGGUCCCAUUUGAUUGGAAGGCGGCAAAGGCUUUAAUCUCAGACUAAUUCAGCUGCUUUUGAAGUGACUGUUUUCUGCCAGAUCUCGGGGUGGAAGAACUACUUCGCGGAUCUGUGAAGACACGCAGAGACAACAGAGCUUCUGGUGCAGCAAGAGCUUUAAACUGAUAGUCGCACAUCUGCCGCCUGACUGUACGCUUCUACCUAAGGAUUACACCGAUUUUGUUGAUCUGGGACUGGUCGUACUCUUAUAAUUUAAAAUAAAAGGAACAUCUGAUUUUUUUUUUUAAUUUUUUUUAUUUUUUAAUGAAUCUGAUAAAUGCAUUUUCAACAAUUUCUAUGAGAAUUGGGUCAUGAUCACAUCGCCCUCGGUCUCAGCUCUAAGAAAUAGUAAUAAUCAAACCUGGGAGAGCAGCGGAUCUUUGAAUAACAGCUCCGCGACAAAUCUCAACAAGCCCUUUCUCCACUCCGUUCCUCCUUCGGAUCCAAUAAGGCAAGCUAAUCGCCUUCCCAUCAAGGUGUUGAAAAUGCUUACGGCACGGACAGGACACAUUCUGCACCCAGAGUAUCUCCAGCCCCUGCCGUCUACACCCGUUAGCCCAAUCGAGCUUGAUGCCAAGAAAAGUCCACUGGCCCUUUUGGCUCAAACUUGCUCGCAAAUCGGAAAACCAGACCCUCCAGCCUCUUCUAAACUCUCCUCAGUAACAUCUAAUGGAUCUAGUGACAAAGACUCCAAAUCCGGUCCAUUGAAACUGAGUGACAUAGGAGUGGAAGACAAAUCGAGUUUCAAACCAUACUCAAAACUAUCUGAGAAGAAGGACUCCGGGGUUUCCAGUGGAGAGAAAUCUGGUUUCCGCGUGCCUAGCGCCACCUGCCAGCCAUUUACUCCAAGGACAGGCAGUCCCAGCUCCAGCACUUCUGCAUCCCCGCUGCCAUCAGAGGGCAAACCAGGAGACAGUCAAGACAAGAAAGACUCCGAAUCUAAUAAAAAUAGCACAUCUGAGGGGUCUGGAGCCUCUAGCAUCAGCCACAGCAGGAUAAGUGUGAGUUGUGCUGGAAUAAAUGUAGAGGUCAACCAACACCAGGAUACUAAUUCGGGGUCAAAAUCUGCAACUUCAGACUCUUUAUCAGUAUCUUCAGCCUCAUCUGCAUCAGUACUUGGAUCUGGUCUUGUAGCUCCUGUUUCACCAUAUAAACCAGGACAGACUGUUUUUCCACUUCCACCGGCUGGCAUGUCAUACCCUGGGUCUUUGGCCGGGGCCUAUGCUGGCUAUCCACAUCAGUUCCUGCACCACGGAGUGACUUUAGACCCAACCAAGUCCAACAGCCUAGUCAAUGCCCAGCUUGCCAGUUCACUAGGCUGCAGUAAGGCAGGAUCUAGCCCCUUAGCUGGAGCCUCACCACCUUCAAUGAUGUCUGCUAGUAUUUGUAGAGACCCUUACUGCUUGAGCUACCACUGUGCAAGUCACCUGACUGGGGCUGCCAGUGCACAGUGUGCACACGACUCUGCAGCUGUAGCAGCUCUUAAAUCUGGAUACCCGCUGGUAUACCAAACGCACCCAUUGCACAGCGUCCACUCCUCCCCACCAUCAUUUGCUGGGCACCCCUUAUACCCUUACGGCUUCAUGCUCCCCAACGAUCCCCUGCCACACGUCUGCAACUGGGUGUCGGCCAAUGGACCUUGUGACAAGCGUUUUUCCUCCUCUGAAGAACUCCUGAACCACCUGCGAACCCACACAGCUUUCACUGGAACAGAAAAGCUCAUAUCCGGUUACCCAAGCUCAUCAUCUUUAGCCAGUGCAGCAGCAGCAGCUAUGGCUUGCCACAUGCACAUGCCCCCAACAGGAGCCCCUGGGAGCCCCAGCACAUUAGCACUCAGGAGCCCACACCAUGCUUUGGGACUGAGCAGUCGCUACCACCCUUAUUCAAAGAGCCCCUUACCAACUGGUGCACCAGUGCCAGUACCUGCGGCCACAGGACCAUAUUACUCUCCAUACGCACUGUACGGACAAAGACUGACCACAGCAUCUGCACUGGGAUAUCAGUAAAACAAAAAAGACUAACAAAUUUAUAUAAAGAAAAUACAAAUAUAAAGACUUUUAUAUUACUGUCCACUUAAGGACUGGAUCCGUGGACACUGUAUUUAUUUAUGUUAGCUUCAAGCAGGACAAUAAAAACGAAAAAAUAAAUCUCAAAAGUGCAUUACUUUAAAACUGAGCUCUAUAAAUAAAGUGAAACGCCCAUGGUAGAAUAUUAAUGAAAAAUGAGGGGUUUUCUUUUCGAUGUUUAUUUGAAAUUGCUAUGAUUGUAUUGUACGUUCCUAUUUAAUGUCUCCUUGGAAGAAAAUAAUAAUUUACAUGCAUGUCUGUUACUAAAAUCCCAACUUGUCAUUUAUAAUUUUAAAUUGCAGUUAUUUUUAAGGUGUAUACCAUGGAGAGAGAAUUGGUAUUUUUUUGUAUGUAUUCUGAAAAAAAAAAAAAAAAGAAACGGUUCUAUUCCAAAAAAUAAACUAUCGUCUUUGAUUUCUUGCGUUGCACUAAACAUACCGGUUUCACAAUGUAAGGAAGGUUUGUGGUAUCAUUUAUGUAAGCUGGUGUGAAAUUCUUCUGGGUAUAACAUAACUAAAACGGACAUUAUGAAAUAAACUAAAC
Messenger RNA from Polyodon spathula (Mississippi paddlefish), 3007 nucleotides. RefSeq names its product zinc finger protein 503-like. NCBI's taxonomy places the organism in Eukaryota, Metazoa, Chordata, Actinopteri, Acipenseriformes, Polyodontidae. Bases 710 to 2404 code for a protein of 564 amino acids. The transcript is spliced from 2 exons. Gene Ontology annotation, cellular component: nucleus. Gene Ontology annotation, biological process: negative regulation of DNA-templated transcription. The record is from RefSeq and is a predicted model, not a curated record.